Etheostoma spectabile (orangethroat darter) is the source of this 1213-nucleotide messenger RNA. It is a transcript of the gene sfxn5a, whose product is annotated as sideroflexin 5a. Gene Ontology annotation, cellular component: mitochondrial inner membrane. Lineage: Eukaryota; Metazoa; Chordata; Actinopteri; Perciformes; Percidae. Gene Ontology annotation, biological process: mitochondrial transmembrane transport; monoatomic ion transport; citrate transport. Gene Ontology annotation, molecular function: citrate transmembrane transporter activity; monoatomic ion transmembrane transporter activity. The record is from RefSeq and is a predicted model, not a curated record.
GAGAAAAGAAGCAGACUGGUGCAGUUGUGUGUGCGUCAGCAGCAGCAUGUCUGAAUAUGGAACAUUCCAGCAUGGCAAGUCUCGUUUCGACCAGAACACAUUUUCUGGACGGUUCAGGCACUUCCUGGAUGUGAUUGACCCCAGCACACUCUUUGUGACAGAGAAACGUCUGCAGGAGUCUGUGGAGCUGCUUGACCGUUUCAAACAAGGAACUCUGCCUCCGGGAGUGACAGAUGCUCAGCUUUGGCAAGCUCAAAAAAUUAAGCAGGCCAUCAUCCACCCUGACACAGGGGAGAAGAUCCUCAUGCCCUUUCGGAUGUCAGGUUUUAUUCCAUUUGGCACCCCAGUGGUCGUUGGCCUCCUUCUCCCAAAUCAAACAUUGCUGUCAACUAUCUUCUGGCAGUCGUUAAACCAGAGUCACAAUGCCUGUGUGAACUACUGCAACCGCAACGCCUCCAAGCCUGCUCCAUUUUCCAAAUUCGUCCAGGGAUACCUCGGAGCGGUGACCAGCGCAGUUUCUAUUGCUGUUGGGUUGAACGUGUUAAUCCAGAAAGCCAACCGCCUUAGCCCAACUACCAGGCUUUUGGUGCAGAGGUUCGUCCCCUUCCCAGCAGUGGCGAGUGCAAAUGUCUGCAACGUGGUGCUCAUGAGACACUCUGAGCUGUCGGAGGGCAUCAGCGUGCUGGACGACAAUGGGGCCGUGGUGGGAACGUCAAAAGUGGCUGCCAGGCAUGCACUUUUAGAAACAGCUCUGACCAGGAUGGUCCUCCCAAUGCCCAUUCUGAUGCUCCCUCCCAUCGUCAUGGCUGCACUGGAAAAGCUCCCUCUCCUGCAGAGACGGCGGAGGCUUGUCCUGCCCGUCCACAGUCUGGUGUGCCUCGCUGCCUUCGGCCUGGCUCUGCCUCUCGCUAUCAGUCUCUUCCCACAGAUGUCCCAGAUCUGUGUGAAUCAGCUCGAGCCGGAGAUCGCCAUGGCAACAGAUUGUAAGAUUGUGACGUACAAUAAAGGCCUGUGAGUGAUCUUCUACUGCCCGACAUGUGAAGAUAGGAGCCUCUGCAGGUUCAACCCCCCCAAAAGCUGCCAGUGAAAGAAUGAUGACCCAGAGUGACCUGCAUCGGUGGCCUCGCUGCUGGGAUGGAGGGCUCAUUACUGGCACCUGCUGGGCCUCGGCCCUCACCUUGACUAUGAAUGGGCGUCCACGUCAAAGCCCAGG